Paramecium tetraurelia is the source of this 3193-nucleotide messenger RNA. RefSeq lists its product as uncharacterized. Lineage: Eukaryota; Ciliophora; Oligohymenophorea; Peniculida; Parameciidae. The transcript has 4 exons. Gene Ontology annotation, biological process: protein import into nucleus. The record is from RefSeq and is a predicted model, not a curated record. Gene Ontology annotation, cellular component: cytosol; nuclear envelope. Gene Ontology annotation, molecular function: small GTPase binding.
AUGCAAACUUAGGAUUUAGGAUAUCUUAUAAAUGCUUUAUAAUUAACUUAUGGUACCUCGUAAGAGAGUGUCAACAAUGGAGAAGCUCUAUUGAAAUAAGCAUCUUUAUAACCAUUAUAUGCUAUUUCAUUAUUAAGGAUAGUGGAUGAUUAAACAUAACCAGAAUUAUUAAGACAAAGUGCUGUUGUUAACCUGAAAACAUUUUUAGAAAAGCAUUGGGCUGAUAAGAAAGAACCAGGCCAUUAUAUUAUAAGUGUAGAAGAAAAAACCAUGAUUAAAGCAACUAUUAUUGAUGCUUUGGCAAGGUGUAUCCAAAUCAAGAAAUUAAGAUCAUAGUAUGAAGAUUUGAUUUACAAAUUAGUAGCUAUAGAUUUUCCUAAUGAUUGGCCAUAAUUAGUGCAAUAAUUAGUAAUUAAAUUAUAAAACUUUACUUCAUACGAAGACCUAUGGAGUGCGCUGCUUACAUUAAGACGUACAUGUGAAGUCCAUUAAUUUUUAUUGGAAAAUGAUCGUUAACCAUUGGAACCAAUAGUUGCUUCAACCUUCCCAAUUUUAGAAACUCUAAUCCAAAAAUUUUUAGAGGGCUACAACGAACAAAGUGGAUAACUCGUAAAAGUGAUUCUGAAGAUAUUCCAUCAUGCUACUCAUUUGGUGAUGCCAAUAUAUAUGAGAGAUUACAAUGUUGUAGCCAGAUGGAUGCUUUAUUUUAAGACAAUCAUAUAAGCCCCUCCACCUCCAGAGUUAUCAACAUUAACUUAAGAUGCUGAGGAAGAAACGAGAAGAGAAAAAACCUAUAUAUGGACAAAUAAGAAAUGGGCUAGCAGAAUUAUAUUGAGAUUCAUUUAGAAAUUUGCAAAUAAAAAAAUGGUUGAAUCAAAUAUGGCUGAGUUUGCAGAGCAUAUCAAAUCAACUUAUGCAAUCGGAUUUAUGGAAAUAUUUUAUAAGAUCUUAACAGACAACACCUAAUUCUAAGGACCUAGAACAUGCCUAUUUGCACUCAAAUAUUUAUUCUAUUCCUUAAAAUUAGACAAUACUAAAGAAUUGCUCAAACCUCAUUAUGAUAAACUUAUAUAUCAUGUUGCUAUUCCAAAAAUGCAAUUAACUCCAAGAGAUGAUUAAUUAUGGAAAAGUGACCCUGAAGAAUACAUCAAAAGACUAGAUGAUUUCUCGCUUUCAACUUACAAUAUCAAGAAUCCUGCCAAUGACAUUCUUUAGGAAGUUUGUUUAUAAAAAGAUAUAAAUGGAAAUUUGAUGUUGAUUUCAUUUCUUAAUUAUUGUUAAACUGCCUUUAGCACUAAUAUUGAUCCAUUAACAAAUCAACCUUUAGAUCUCCUGAAGAAAGAAGCAUUAUUAUGGGGUAUUGAAAGUUUGGUUCACUAAAUUUCAAAAAUAAGUUCCAUUUAAGGUGGUUUAGAAUAAAUCUUAGAGAAAUUCAUUCUUCAAGAGUUCUAAAAUCCAGUUGGAUUUUUGAGAGCUAGAGCCUGCCAUGUAUUUAAUGAGUAUGGCUCUAUUGAAUUCAAAAAUAAAUAAAAUAUAUAAUUGGCAGUUUAAGGAAUAUCGAAAUGUAUAUUAGAUAAAGAAUUACCAGUCAGAGUGGCUGCAGCUAUAGCAUUUAGUUCAAUUCUUUAACACAAGGAAGCUUAAGAUUUGAUAAGACCAUAAUUGAGUUAAGUGUUGGAAAUAUACAUUAAAUUGAUGGAAUUGAUUGAUAAUGAAAAGAUUGUAAGAUCAUUAGAAGAAAUAGUUAAGAAUUUUACAAAUGAAAUCACACCUUAUGCUCAUUAAUUAUCUGCUCAUAUUGCUACUAUUUUCUAAAAGUAUUGCAAAAAAUAGAAUUAAGGAGAUGGUGAUUCUGAUGAUGACGGUGAAGCUGAGUUGGCAGCAUCUGGAUGUUUAGAGGCUAUCAAAAGGAUCUUGAAUGCUCCACUCCAAUAAGAGUCCUAUACAUAAUUGGAAUCAGUAAUCUUUCCAAUUAUUAACUUUGCCUUAACAGAAACUGGAUGUGACUUCAUUAAUGAGGCAUUAGAGAUUUUGAAUAUAAUGCUUUAUAAAAGAUAACAAUUGACUCCAGGCUUAUGGUUCUAUUACCCCGUCUUAUGUUACAUUAUAUUGGGAAUCCCUUAGGAAACCAAUGUUUAUAGUAUCUAAGGUUUAUCAGAGGAUUAAUAUGUAUUGCUAGAGGGAUGCAAAAAAGAUUGGGGAAGUGAAUUCGUUUCCUAAAUAUUAGGAUCCUUCAGAAACUACAUUUAAAAAGGAGGAGCUACAUUUUUGACUUAAAACGAUUACUUUGGCAAUUCAUUCAUUUCUUUGGUCUUUAGAUUCAUCUAAAAAAUCUAUGCUGUAGCUGACAAUGGAAGUGAUGAAACAGACUAAAACCAAGUUACCACUAUACUAAUAGCAUUAAUCGAAAAUUAUCCUGGUCAAGUAGAUAAUCUGAUUCCAUAAAUCAUAGACUUUACUCUACUUAAUUUAUAAAAAGACAAGAAAACAAAUAGAUUCAAAAUUGUCAAUAUCGGAGUCUUAUGCAUGUGUAUCUGGUAUAAUCCUAAUCUUGCAGUUAAUUAUUUAAAUAGUAAAGGAUUGACAGAUCAAAUCUUAUAAACUAUGCUCUCAAUGGAAAAAUUCUAUAAAUAUGAAUAGGAUAUCAAUAGAUUGAUCUUUGCUCUUUGUUAAUUAUAUUCCCUACCAUAAAUACCUAACUAUUUAUUAUAGACAUCAUCAGAGAUUGGAAAGCUAUUUGUGAGACUAUCUACUAAAAUAUUGGAAUUAAGAGAAGAAGAGGAAUCUUGUGAUUAAGAAGAUCAAGCUGAAGAAGAAGAAGAUCUCAAAAAAACUAUUGAAAAAAUCUAAGAUCUAGAAUAGGACGACGAUGAAGAUGAUGAGGAUUAUGAUGAAGGUGAUGAUGAAUAUGCUGAACUUUAUGAUAGUCCAUUGGAAGAUUACGAUGCCAUUUUAUUAAUGGAAAAAUUAGUCUUGACUUUGCAAUAAACUAAUCAGUAAUUGUAUGCUGCCUUAUUCUCUUAAUUGAAUCAAUAAGAAUAGGAGUAAAUGACAAAAAACAUAAAGGAUGCUAAGGAAUAAUACGAUGAAUGGCUCAAACAAAAGUAAUAAAAAAAUAAGUGAUAUUUGUUUAUAUAUCAUUAUAUCUAUAAUGAUUAAAUCUUUUUAGAGCAUAAUUUUUAAAUAAUAACUA